UAAUUAACCAUUAGAUAAAUUGUCAAACAAAUUCCCUCGGUGGUUGAGGAGAGGGACACAACACCAAGGCUGGUUUCCCCAGCUUGGGGCAAUCAUGAAUCUUCUAGGCAUUUUCUUGUUUCUGACGAUUUGCGGAAAAAGUUUGGCUCAGGAGCAAACAUAUGUCAUUUCGGCACCCAAAAAUCUCCGUGUCGCAGCCUCUGAAAAGGUGGUGAUCCAAGCCUUUGGCUAUGAAGAAGAGUUUCCAGUGACAAUCUCUAUCAAGAGCUUCCCAGAUAAACAAACUACUUAUGCCUUUGGCCGUACUCAGCUAACUCCAGACAACUCAUUCCAAGGCGCUGUAAUUUUAACGCUUCAGCCGAAGGAUUUAUCGAGCGAAGACCCCAAGGCCUCCGUACAAUAUGUCUACCUGGAAGCAGUUUCUCCGCAUUUCACAAAAGAGAAGAAGAUGCCUGUUACGUAUGACAACGGAUUUCUCUUUGUGCAGACAGACAAACCCAUUUACACUCCUGACCAGACAGUGAAGGUUCGGGUCUAUUCUUUGAAUGAAGAACUAAGGCCGGCACGAAGAGCAGCCACCUUGACCUUUGUGGAUCCAGAAGAUGUAGAAGUGGAUAUUAUAAAGGAAGAGGAUAUCACUGGAAUUAUAUCUUUCCCUGACUUUAAAAUUCCUCCGUACCCUAAAUACGGUAUUUGGAAGAUUAAAGCAAAGUAUCAGAAGGACUUCACAACCACUGCUGAAGCACGGUUUCAAGUUAAAGAAUAUGCCAUGCCAAGCUUUUCUGUUACCAUUGAACCAGAGAAUAAUUUCAUCGGCUAUCAGCACUUCGAACGUUUCAAAAUUACUAUUAGAGCCAGGUAUUUCUACAAUGCGCCAGUGCCUGAUGCACAGGUUUAUGUCCGUUUUGGAAUCAUUGAAGGAACUAGCAAAACCAUGAUGCCCAAAGCCUUGCGGCACAUCGAGAUGGAAGAAGGAAUUGCUGAAUUUUAUUUCAACAGCAAGUCAGCAGUCAGCAAAUUAUCCUACAACUCUUUGCAAGAGCUUGAUGGCUUAAAGCUUUAUAUUGCUGCUUCGGUGCUGGAAACUAAAGGUGGCCAUACUGAAGACAGUGAACUAACAAGCGUCAUGUAUGUCAUGUCUCCUUACAAACUGAAUUUGAUUGCCACCCCUUUCUUCGUGAAGCCUGGGCUUCCUUACUUUAUUAAGGUGCAGGCAAAGGACCCAGUGGGUGUUCCUGCCAGCAAUCUUCCAAUUGUCUUGACUGCUAGUGUCUUCAAUGAGGCCAUGGAAGAGACCACAUUAGUUCAGGAAGGCACAGAUGCUGGAAGACGUGAAACCAGUUCAAACGACGGAACAGCGUUAUUUGUGCUUAAUAUUCCUCUCAAUGCCAAAGUCCUGGAGUUUAGAAUAAAAACAGCAGAUGCCCAGUUACCAGAAGAAAACCAAGCCAGUGAAUCCUAUGAAGCAAAAUCGUACAUCUCCCUCAGUGGAAGCUAUCUGUAUAUUGACUGGGCAUCAAACCAUAAAACACUACAUGUAGGAAACAACUUGCACAUUGGUGUACACCCAUCCAGCCACUACAUUGACAAAAUACAUCACUACAGCUAUCUGAUCAUCUCCAAAGGAAAAAUAAUAACCUAUGGGACCCAACCAAAGCUUGAAGGCUAUGGGUAUCAAACGCUGCAGUUCCAGCUAACGAAGGAUAUGGUUCCUUCAGCCCGCGUUCUUGUCUACUACAUUGUUACAGGAGAGGGAGCUGCCGAGCUAGUUGCCGAUUCCGUCUGGUUAAACAUAGAACAGAAAUGUGGGAAUAGCCUUGAGGUUCAUGUGUCCGGAAGCCAAAGUUUUUACAAGCCAAAGGAAGUUGUCUCACUUUCCAUGAAAACCCAGUUUGAUGCCCUCGUUGCAUUGUCAUCUGUAGACAAGGCCAUUUACGGAGUUACUGACAGAAAGGAGAAGCCCAUGGAAAAAGCUCUACUGAGAUUGGAAAAAAGCGACCUUGGUUGUGGUGCUGGAGGAGGACAGAACAAUGUUGAUGUGUUUCGAAAGUCCGGGCUCACCUUUAUGACUAAUGCGAACGCUGAGGAUUCAAACGAAGAAGAUGAAGCCUGCCAAGCUCUUGUAAGAUCGACACGUUCCAUCCAAAGGAAUGAAAUGGACAAACUAGAUAUAACCUGUCAAGCUAUCCUAAAAGCGGCACCUUCCACCGUCAGCAGUAAAAUCGAAGAACUAGUGUCCCUCCUUCAACAUCCUACGGUCAAGGAGUGCUGUAGAGCUGGAGCCCAAGAGUAUCCCGUCAAACAGACAUGCAAUGAGAGACUGAGACAUGUUAAGGGUGGACCAAGAUGUAUUAAAGCCUAUCAGAAGUGUUGCAUCUGUGCAGAGUUGCUACGCAGUAACGACACGCACAAAAAUACAAUACUCGGGAGGAGCGUCUUUGCUGCCCUGUUGGAUUUGGAUCCAGAGGUCCGAAGCUAUUUUCCUGAAAGCUGGCUUUGGGAGGUCCACCCAGUUUCCAGCUCCAAGACUCUUCCGGUGACCUUGCCUGAUUCUCUUACCACUUGGGAAAUACAGGGCGUUAGCAUUUCAGAUCAAGGUAUCUGUGUUGCUGAUGCACUCCAAGUGCAGGUGGUAAAAGAGGUCUUCAUCAAUGUACACAUUCCUUACUCUGUUGUCCGUGGGGAACAGAUUGAAUUGAUAGGAACCGUUUACAAUUACAGACCGUCUGGGAUUGUAUAUUGCACAUCGAUAAGUGUGGACAAAGGGAUAUGCCUGUCUGGAGCCUCCAGCACCAACCGACAAGGUGUACAAAGGACCAGUUGCACCCCAUACAAGGACCUCCAGGGCUCUUCGAUUGCAAAAGUGCAAUUUAAGAUUCUUCCUCUGGAGUUAGGUGUCCACACCAUCAAUUUCACACUGAGGAGCUCUGCUAGCAAUGAGAUCCUUGUGAAGACAUUAAGAGUUGUGCCUGAAGGUAUUCGAAAGGAGCUCCAUGAAGGUUACACGCUGGAUCCGCAAGGUGUUUAUGGCACGGUGAAAAGACAGCUGGAAUUCCGUCACAGGGUACCUCUAAAUAUGGUCCCAAAGACAAGCCUUGAAAGGACCGUGAGUGUAAAAGGACUCCUUUUGGGUGAUGUGAUCAAUGCAGUUGUUGACCCAGAGGGGCUCAAAUUUCUUGCCAACCUCCCCAGAGGGAGCGCAGAGACUGAACUUAUGAAUGUGGUGCCAGUGUUUUAUGUGUACGACUACUUGCAAAGGACGGACAGCUGGGACAUACUUGGGCAAGGAAGUAUAACUCCACAACUUAAUAUGAAAAGGAGAAUGAAAGAAGGAAUCAUCAGCAUCCUCUCAUUCCGAAACCAGGAAUACGCUUUCAGCAUGUGGAAAGAUGGAGAACCCAGUACCUGGGUAACAGCUUUCGCCCUUCGGAUUUUUGGACAAGUUCACCGGUAUGUGCCAGUUGAUCAGAAUUCUCUGUGCAACACUCUGACGUGGAUGAUUGACGUGUGUCAAAUGGACGAUGGAUCUUUCCGGGAGGUUUCAUCUUAUCAGCCAAUAAAAUUACAGGGUACAUCAGCUAAAGAAAUGAAAGAAAAGACUUUGUAUCUGACAGCCUUCUCUCUGAUUGGAUUUGUAAAAGCAAUUCAUAUAUGCCCAUUGCAGAAAGCUGAAGAGGCCAAAAAUAAAGCCGUGGAUUAUUUGCUGCAAAAUGUUGAAUCCUCCGAAAGCACAUUUUCCUUGGCCAUUGCUACUUAUGCGCUGGCGCUAACCAGAAUGAACCACCGCAGGGCACGCAUGGCCUACAGUUUGCUUAAGAAUGAAGCUCUUGUGAAAGUUGGCCAGCCUACGUAUCGUUUUUGGAAAGAAUCCAAAGGAGAUUCAAGCGUUCCCUCUGAGAGUACUGCCAGGAUGGUCGAAACCACUGCCUAUGCCUUGCUCACCACCCUCCUGCGAGCAGAUAAAGCCUAUGCUGAUCCAAUCAUAAAGUGGCUGUCAGAGCAACAGAGAUACGGAGGUGGAUUUUAUUCCACGCAGGAUACCAUCAAUGCCUUGGAAUCCCUGACUGAAUAUUCUGUUCUUGUUAGACGGCUGGUACUUAACAUGAACGUCAAAGUGGCCUACAAGAAACAUGGAGAUUUUCAUCAGUUCAGACUGACCCGAAACCAUUACGUUGGCCGACCUGUGGAAGCUUCCUUGGAGGACGACAUAGAAGUACGCUCAGGGAGCAACACUGGAUUAGCAAUAGUGAAUCUGAAGAGCGUGUAUUAUAAAAGCAGCAUUUCUGAGGACGUUUGCAACUUUGCGCUGAAGAUCGAUGUGAAGUCUGAAACAGAUAGUGAUGGAAGGGAAACGUACUACAGGUCCUCUCAUGAAGUCAGACACUUAGAAGCCUGUGCAAAGUACAAGCCACCUAAGUCUGAACCAUACUCUGCCUCCUCUCAUGCGGUGAUGGACAUUGCUCUUGUCAGUGGACUGGAAGCAAACAUGGAAGAUUUAGCUGUCCUUACAAAUAAGAUCGACCAGCUGAUCGCAAACUAUGAGGUGACAGACGGACAUGUGCUGCUGCAGUUAGAUUCGAUUCCGUCAAAUGAGUUCCUGUGCAUCGGUUUCCGAAUUUUGGAAAUCUUCCAUGUGAGCAUGCCAAGCCCUGGGACUUUCACUGUCUAUGAGUAUCACACUCCCGAUAAGCAGUGCGCUAUGUUUUACAAUCCUUACGGAGAGGAGUCACUGGUCAGACUGUGUGAAGGUGCUGAGUGUAAAUGCAUGGAAGCGGAAUGUGGGCGCAUGCAGGCCAAGCUGGACCAGUCCAUAAGCAUUGAUGCUCGGAAGGAUGCCGCUUGCCAGAGUAACAUUGCCUAUGUCUAUAAAGUGAAUAUCCUCUCCUCCAAGCAAGAAGGAGGCUUUGUUAAAUACAGAGCAGUUCUCAUGGAUUACUAUAAGACAGGAGCGGCUUUUGCUGAGAACAAUGCUGAAAUUUUCUUUAUCAAAAAGUAUUCAUGCGCUGAAGUUCAGCUUAAUCCGAAAGAGAAUUACCUGAUCAUGGGGAAAGAAGCCUUGAAAAUUGGAGAGGGGGUCAAUGCCAGAUACCAGUAUCCUUUAGAUGCCUUGACCUGGAUUGAGUGGUGGCCAUCUGAGGAUUUGUCUUGUCGAUCUUGCCAAGACUUUGCGGCAUCAAUGGAAGAAUUUGCAGAAGAUCUCUUCCUUAAUGGCUGUUAAACCGCCAUAGCAUUCCUAUGGAUGAUCAACAGACAGGUUUAUCAACAAGCUUCUUAGAAGCUGGAUUUGAUUUGAAUCAUCCUGACCUUCUGUGGGACUCAUAGCAACAUCCUCCAUAUAAGUCAGCAUCAGUUUUGUUGCUAGGAUAUUAUGAGAAUUCUAGCUUUUUUGUAUAUAUUGGUAAACUAAAUAUAGGGCUAACAAAGACUUUUGGAACUACACGAAAUGCAGUGUAAUAAACUAAAGGCAAAUGAAUACACAGAGAGAAGGCUUAUAUGUCUCAGUUCAGGGGUAGAGAAUCUUUGGAUGUUUGGGGAUUCAGCUCCCAGAAGCCCCAUCUGGAAUCACCAAUGGUAAAGAAUUAUGGAAAUUGUAGUCCAAAACAUCAAAUAAUGAUGAGAUGUUGGCAUUUUGCAUAUAUCAAACAACAGGGAAUUUAUGGACGAUAAACCCAAGACAAGAGCUCUCUAAAGUAGGAAAAGAGGGAGACUACAUCGCAAGGUGCCAUGAUUUGAAUCUACAAGACUUGGAGCCAUGAUCCGGACUCUUGGAGGUCUCUCAUUCAUAGGGUCACAGUCACCAUAAAUCAGAGCCACCUUAAUGGCACAUAGCAACUGCACAAAACAACCCAAACCACAUCCCUGUUCCAUUGGUUAAUACUCUGCUGAAAUAAAGGUUUUCACCUUUGGUA
Messenger RNA from Sceloporus undulatus (fence lizard), 5909 nucleotides. It is a transcript of the gene C5, whose product is annotated as complement C5. Gene Ontology annotation, cellular component: extracellular region. Gene Ontology annotation, molecular function: endopeptidase inhibitor activity; protein binding. NCBI's taxonomy places the organism in Eukaryota, Metazoa, Chordata, Lepidosauria, Squamata, Phrynosomatidae. The transcript has 42 exons. The record is from RefSeq and is a predicted model, not a curated record. Bases 95 to 5218 code for a protein of 1707 amino acids.